CUAUCUCUUUUUGAGUAUAUCUUCCAACGGACUCUGCUCAAAGCUCCUCAAAACACCAAAACAAUGGCGAAGUUUUCAAGUUCCCUAAUUUCCUCUGCUUUCACAGUUCCCAAAUUGCCCCACAACUACCCUCAAUUUUCUUCGUUUUCAAUAAUCUCAUUUUCUAGCAGAGCCCAGUUUUUCUUGGAAUCAAACCCCCGUAAAUCUUUAAACUACUUCACUAGAUCAAGAGGACUGGUGGUUAGAGCAGAAUUUGAUAUCUCAUUAUUUCAACGAGAUAUUUCAGGCACAGAUGACCCACCGCCGGCCGUACCUGGGUCGGGUUUCCCGGACGUUGAAGAGAAAGAGGAACCCCAGUGCCCACCGGGCCUCCGCCAGUACGAGACCAUGGUGGUGCUAAGGCCCGACAUGUCUGAAGACGAGCGCCUCGCCUUUACCCAGAAGUACGAGGAGGUAUCUUUCCUAUUUAUGAUGGAAUUAUAAAUUGAAAUUAACAUA
This is a messenger RNA of Olea europaea var. sylvestris, 498 nucleotides long. RefSeq names its product 30S ribosomal protein S6 alpha, chloroplastic. Gene Ontology annotation, biological process: translation. NCBI's taxonomy places the organism in Eukaryota, Viridiplantae, Streptophyta, Magnoliopsida, Lamiales, Oleaceae. Bases 64 to 483 code for a protein of 139 amino acids. Gene Ontology annotation, cellular component: ribosome. The transcript has a single exon. The record is from RefSeq and is a predicted model, not a curated record. Gene Ontology annotation, molecular function: structural constituent of ribosome; small ribosomal subunit rRNA binding.